AUGUCUCUAUCUUUGGUUCACACAUUCACAGGUCACACAGAUAAAUGCUGGGCUACUUCCAUUCACUCUAAACUUCCUUUAUUGGCAACAGUCUCCGGGGACAGAACUUGUCGGGUCUAUAACUUGGAAACGAAGAGACUGAUUGUCGUACUCGACGAUGAUUCUCAUUCAAAGACUCUUUCCAGCGUCGAAUGGAAGCCAACUGGGGAAUUCCCUUCGUUGGCAAUCGGCUCGUUUGAUUCUACAAUCUCUAUUUGGGGGAAUGAAGAAGCUGUCCUGGAAGACGAGGAUAACUGGACACUGAUGGCCAUUAUCGAAGGACAUGAGAACGAGAUUAAAGGGGUGAGUUGGAGCCAUGAUGGAGUGUAUCUGGCAUCAUGCUCACGAGACAAGUCCAUUUGGAUAUGGGAGGCUGAUGAUAACAACGAAGAGUUUGAGUGCGUCUUUGUUGUACAGGAACACAGCCAAGAUGUCAAGCAUGUAACAUGGCAUCAGCAUGAAAAUGUCCUAGCAAGCUCCAGUUAUGACGACACAGUCAAACUUUUCAAGCAAGACGAUUACGAUGAAGACGAUUGGGUAAACGUGGCCGAUCUUACUGGUCACGAAGGGACUGUUUGGAGCAGCGAUUUUGAAAAGAAAGGUGAAAGGGUCACCAGAUUAUCCUCAUCCAGUGACGAUGGGACUAUAAGGAUAUGGAAAAUUUUGCACGCUGCAGACGAUCAGCCCAGCAUAGAUAGUAAGCUUCCUUCCACGAUUAAAACAGACACGAACCAGGAUAUGUGGGAAUUAGAAACAAUUCUUCCUAUAAUCCACCAUGGACCUAUCUAUUCCGUAGCAUGGGGCGAGAAUGGCUACAUUGCAAGCGUUGGAAGUGAUGGGCGUAUUGUCGUCUACAAGGAACUCAAUUCAAAGGAAUGGCAGAUUAUAAUCUCUCAGCCGCACUCUCACGGAGUCUAUGAGAUAAACAAUAUCAAAUGGCAUGGAGACCGGUUAAUUACAGCGGGUGAUGAUGGUUUGGUUAAGCUUUGGGAAUUGGCUUUAUGA
Messenger RNA from Komagataella phaffii GS115, 1044 nucleotides. RefSeq lists its product as uncharacterized. Gene Ontology annotation, cellular component: cytosolic [4Fe-4S] assembly targeting complex. The transcript has a single exon. Lineage: Eukaryota; Fungi; Ascomycota; Pichiomycetes; Pichiales; Pichiaceae. Gene Ontology annotation, biological process: iron-sulfur cluster assembly. The record is from RefSeq and is a predicted model, not a curated record. Bases 1 to 1044 code for a protein of 347 amino acids. Gene Ontology annotation, molecular function: protein binding.